Molecule: messenger RNA, 14548 nt
Organism: Acomys russatus (golden spiny mouse)
Lineage: Eukaryota; Metazoa; Chordata; Mammalia; Rodentia; Muridae
Gene: Dnhd1
Product: dynein heavy chain domain 1
Biological process (GO): microtubule-based movement
Cellular component (GO): dynein complex
Molecular function (GO): dynein intermediate chain binding; dynein light intermediate chain binding; minus-end-directed microtubule motor activity
Source: RefSeq, a predicted model, not a curated record
CAGAAGCUUCCCUGCUGUGAACAGAGUUUUUGAGGUUUUGCAAGAGUGAUGGGUCUCCGUGUUAAGUGACUGGGACGGAGUCUAAGCUCAGUCACUACAGCGAAUGCUCCGCAAUGAAACCUCAUCCUCAGACCAAGCCCCCUUCCCUUCCCACGCCUUCUACAUGUAGCAUGCCAGGUGAGACGCAGCAGCCAAAAGCCUGGAACUGGCAUUUGGACCCCGAGCUGUGGGCAAGAUCAGUUCGACAACAGUUGAAUACCUGCCUCCGCUUUCUUGUGGAAGAGAGGAAGGUCUCUUCGUCUCCUGAUAAGGCAUCAUCUGAUACCCUUGAGUUUGGGCUCACUGGAUGUAGCUGCAGCAGCCAAGGACACUCCUGGGACUGUCAGAAGCAACAGGAGCUCCUGAAGGCGGUGGUUAAAUCAGAGCAACGGGCAUCGCUGGAGCUGCUGCUCUCUGAGCUUCGGUCUCUGUUGUCAGCUGUGCUGCGGGAUGGCAGCUGUGAAGCUUGGCGCUAUCUGCACGCAGUACUGGGCUUGUUGCCUCCAUACCGUGAGAUGCUAGCUGGUCAACUCGAUUUGCUCCCCUUCCUGGAGCAGCUGUACUGCUGGGCACCCAAGGUCCAGUCCCAACUCCACUUAGACCUGCUAGAUGCUAUAGACAAGGCUUUUCCCCCAGACAGCUCUUUGUUACAGAGUUCCUCCCAUGUUGACUGCCGUCCCCGGAGGAAGAGUUCUCACCGAGGGCCCCCAUGCUCAGUAUGCCCUUUUGUGAAGGCCCGCUGGGGUGGGCAACAAAAAAAGGAAUUGGCCACGUGGCUACAACCACUGACACUGCCUGAGCUACAGCGCUGCCUGGGCAUUGUUGGUGCUGAGGUGGCCCUAGAAGAGACCCAGUGGCUGGAUAGUCUCAGUCUCUUGCCCUUGGCACUGGCAACAGACAUCCCUGUAGAGUAUGAAAGCAGAGAUACUGAUCACGAAGGGGAGCCUGCUGGGAGAAAGUUUCAGCUUGCCUCUGAAGCUCCUGAGGAAAAGACCUUUGAGAAGAAACAUUCUAGGACUUCCUUCUUGAGAAGUCAGGUGAAAUCCCUUCUGAAGACAGACCAGUCCCAGAAGAAGAUCCAUUUCCUUUAUCUCAACGUGGCUCCUGAUCGGCACUUUAAGCCUUACAACCUGGUGGUGGUGCCACCAAACAAGGUGAAUCCAGAACACUACAUCUUUUCUCCCUUUGGGGUCCUGCAUGUACAUCCUGUGGAGGGCAGUGAAGCAAUGACACUGGGUACUUGGCACCGCAACACUACCGUCUGGCACGAACUCCAGCACAUUCCAUUCUUUAAGAAUUGCCUCUUACAAAAGGCUUUGACCUGUUGGAAGAAGAAUGUGAGGGUGUACAGGCUGCAUCGGAUCCAGACCUUCCUGAAGAACCAUCUGCUCUUGGCUGUUCCUCACUUUGGAGCUGGGAUACUCCACAUCAGCAGGCUUCUUCAGGAGUUUCGUACUGUGUCCUGGCUACCCAAGGAGCCAGAUACGUGCUAUGAGCUGCUGGACUUUCAGAAGAUCAUAGCCAAAGAGCACCAGAAGGCUCUGCAGUUCCUCUGUCGCUUUCUGAAUCUCUGCACAUCCAUUCUUCAACUGAUUCAUGAAGACACAUACCAAAUGCAACAGGGACUCCAGGAGCGACUGCAAAACUGGAACCGCAUCAGGAAAGGCCAGGGCUCCAUAUAUCUUCAGAGGGUGCUGUGCAAGCAUCUGGAGAAGAAGCUGAAGCAAGCGGAAACAUGGCUGAUGAAGCUGGGAAAAUUUGCCCGCCUGAUUGACUACAUGAUUUGUCAGAAUCUCAUUUCCAUCUUAGAAGAUGAGAUAACUUCCUUCGUUGCCAACACUUUUGAAGCCCCAAGGCAAAACCCCUUUCUCUUAUCACGGCUGGCCUUUGAUGACAACAGCCAUUUGUCUCCUAUGCCCUCUGUGGAAGCUAUAAUCCAGAGCCUCACUAAGAACCUGCAGUCUAUCAAGACCUCCGCCUUAAAGGUAGUGCAAUCUACAGACCUGAGGACCUCCAGAGAACCCCUGUAUUCUGAAGACGAUAAAGACCAGUACUCAGAUGCGGAAUUCCUGAUGCCCUAUGUCCGUGGAAAGCCCAGCGAUGCUGUUCGCCUCUUCUGUGGCCCAAAUGUAGGAUUUGUGUGGCCUUGGAAGUCUCAUGCAAUUACUGAUGUCCUGGAAGUCCGUGGGCACCGGCUACGGGGUCAGUAUUUGCACCCCAAUUAUAGUCAUGUGCAACAGGACUUGGACAACAAUGCUAGAAUCCAGCAGGCGCUGGCUGUACAGAAGGCACUCCUGGAGGACAUGCUGCAGGAGGUACAGGAAUUCUGCAAAGAACAACAAUGGGUAGAAAACGUAUAUAAGUUCCUGAAAGCCUGGGGUCCUCAGAAGCUAGAGAACCUGAGAGGCUCACCCAUCAAAGACUAUAUAGUGCUGGUAAGGCAGCUGAAAGAUUGGCAGGAACGUGUGUCCAAUAUGCCUGUCCAGUUGCUGACAAAAGGCAAGUUGCUGCUUCUGAGUGGCCGUGAGGUUCAAGCAGAGCUGGAAUCCAAAUUAAACAGCACAAGGAAGAACAUUCUCGAUCAGGUGCAAAGUGAAUGCUGGAGCCGUAAUCAGCAGCUGAUAGCAGAGCUGACAGACUUCUUGCUGGGCUUCCGAACCAUCAACUCAGACAUUCAUGCCGUUGCACAGUGCUCCCAAAAAUUGCAUGAAGCCAGUGAGCAAUACAGCCAGCUGGAGGAGCGAGUGGAAUAUGUCCGGUCACUCCAUGACCUCAUCCGCAACCACUAUGGCCUUUUCAUCGCUGAGAAUGAGACGCUAGACAUCUCGCUUCUGGAUGCAUGGGAGGCAUUUCAGUUCGAGAGAAGCCAGGCUUCAGAGUUCCUGCUCAGCAAGCAACAUGCCAUUAUGCCCAAGCUGCAGCAGCUAAUGGCAGCAGCGUUGGCAGAGCUAGAAGGCCUGCUGGAGGAGGCAGUGUCUGGUCCCUUCAUGGAUCCUUCACAAGAACAGAGGAGCACUGAGCACAAGCUUGCUGCCUUGGAGCAUCAGUUCCUGAAUACACUCAACAACUUCAACGACCUGUGCUUUUCUUACAAAACCUUCACGGGGGAGGAGAGUACGAUGUCUCCGCCCGCUUCUGGGAGCCGGCCUAUAGUACAGCAGCAGCGCAUCUGGCGCCUCUACCGAAUCAUCUUUGAAAACUUCAGCGAGUGGAAGUGCAUGGCUUUUACCAAGUUCAGCCUUCCUAUGGCCUGGGAGAAGACAAGUACCUGGCUGACAGAGGCUGUGCGGCUCAGCACAACCCUGGGGCUGCACAGUCCAGUGCUACAACGCUGCAUGCGCAUGCUAGAGGAGUUUCGAAACUACCUGCCCUUGCUUACCAAGCUGGGCAGCCUCCACCUGGAGAACUUUCAUUGCCAAUCCCUCUUGAGAGUGUUAGGGCUGGGUGGUCUCCAAAGCCUGGACUUCCUCACACUGGGCCAGCUGCUCCACUGUCCACUGCUGGAAUUUGCAGAUCGAAUCAAUCAGGUCUGGCAGUAUGACAAAGAACAAAUUCAUGCCCAAGAGAGCCUGCAGCAGAUGCAGCAGUACUGGGAGGGGCGCCAGCUGCGGCUGCUCAACUUCAUCCUGCAUGUGCCCUACAAGCCCCCAGCCCCAGAGCGGUCCAAGAGGCAGACGUUCCGGAGCCCGCGGUGGGAGUUGGUGGGCAAAGACAGUGGCACCUUCCUUCUCUCAGACUACAGCAGCCUGCAAAAUGCCAUCCAGAACAGUCUCCAGGCACUAUUCAAGAUCUUAGCCAUCCAAAAAUCAGGAGAGUUGCAUAAGACAGCUUUAGAGUGGGUGACUAUGAUGUAUGGCCUGGGUGCCCUGCUGGAGGUGUGGGUGGCUUUCCAGCAGAAGUGGAUUUUUCUGAAUAAAGUUCUCCAUGAGAUGAAGAUCCAGUUUCCUAGUGCUGAGAUGAACGCCCGUUUCAAGGUCAUGGAUGAUCAGUAUCGGACGCUAAUGCGCAUCUCUGUAGCUGACCCAAUGGUUCUGUCACUUAUAGUGCCCAAUGCCAAGAGGAGCCCAUACUUCCAAGGCCACCAUCUACAGCAACUCCUGAAAGCAGGAUCCACGGAGCUGGAGGCCAUCAUCAUGGCUUUGGAGGAUGUCCUCUAUGGAGUAUGUGCCCACUUCCCCCGCCUUUUCUUCCUCAGUGACAGUGAACUGGUGGCCCUGCUGGCUGCCCCUCUAGAGACCUGUGAUGCCCAGCCAUGGGCACAGCGCUGCUUUCCUCAAGUUAAAGCUGUGAGCUUCAAGUCCAACCCAAUUGAUGAGAAAAACACUAAUAACCAGGAUUCAAGAUCAAGUACAGAGGCUCCUGUGGAUACGGUUGCUGUGCUAGGGCCAUGUGGAGAGAAAGUGAAGCUUCAGGGGCCCCUUCCUCUACAUCCAGAUCUUCCAAAGUGGCUAGCCUCUUUGGAGAAGUGUCUGCGUUUUGUAAUAGUGAACCUGCUGCAGGGCUGUGUGGCCACCCGCCUUGCUCAAGGCCCUUCCCUAGUUAAAACACUGAAGACAAUGCCUCAGCAAAAACAGGUGCCCAUGCAACUAUAUGUCCGGCACUGGCUAGAUGCAAUCCAGGUUUUUCCAUGGCAGUGCAUACUGGUGGCAGAGCAGAUAGUGUGGCGGGCUGAGAUGGAGGAGGCUCUGCUUGAGUGGGGGACCAUGCACAUGACUUCCAUCCACGCACACAAGCUUGAGGUAUUGGUGCAAUUUAUACAAGCUCAGAGGAACUCCCAGGGUGAGCAACCUCUGCCUUCUGUUCGCCAGACAAGACUAUUCAGUGCCCUGUUGGUCAUGGCAAUGACUCACAGGGAUAUAGCACAACUCCUGGAGAAGAACAAGGUCAGCAGCCUCACAGACUUCCACUGGGCCCGCCAACUGAAGUAUCACCUGGGCUCAUCUCACCUGAACCCCAAAAAUCCCCUGCAGUGUCUUAAGACGACUGCAUCUGCUGAGCCCUCUGUGUCACCAGCUGCAUGCUGGGUAGAUGUGCUGGGCCGGUCCUUCAUAUACAAUUAUGAGUACCUGGGGCCCAAACAGGGGCCUCUACCAAGCUUGAUGCAUGAGCGGCAAGUGUUGGUUCUCUUAUUGGCCCUGGAGGAAGUCGCCUGUGGGACCCUAGUGGGCCGGGAUGGUUUGGGCAAGACAGAAACCGUGAGUAGCCUAGCAUGGGCCCUGGGCCGCCAGCUGGUAAUGAUGCCCUGCUUGCCCCAGAUAGAGUUCCGGUGUCUGAGCAAUUACCUGAAUGGUGCCCUUCAGAGUGGGGCCUGGCUGCUGUUGGAGGACGCUCACCACCUGCCUCCUACCUUGCUCUCUGCCCUGGGCCAGCGUCUGGAUGAACUGCACCAUCUUUAUGUUCCACUGUACCAGAAAGCCUCUAAAAACAUAAGUACCAUAAACCCUACUAACCCCCUAUUCCUUGGUGCUGGUUUCUUUGAGAAGCAUCAUGUGUCUGUGUGUCUUGGCUAUGGCUGUUUCCUGACAUUCCAUGCCCUGAGUACUGAUAUACCUGCUAAUCUACACCUGCUACUGCGUCCUGUGGCAUUGUCACUACCUGACCUGCAGCGAGUGGCAGAGCUGAACCUGCUGGGAGCAGGGGUGCGGGAUGCCUCCCGCAUGGCUACUCGCCUAUCCAAACUAUUCUCCCUAGAGCGUGAGCUGGUGUCUGGGACUUUGCCCUGCCGCUUGCCGCUGCUCAAACAGAUCCUAGAAGACACCAUACAGACACUAAAUGUACCUGAGGAAGAAAACAAGUCUCAGGCGCCCCACAACCUAGCUUCCCCUGAGGAGGCUGCCCUACUGCGUGCCCUGUUGCACUCACCACUGUUCAGCAUUCUUGAUGGAUUCCGCCUGCAAAAGCUCCGAGAGCUGCUCUGUGGGAUUUUCCCUAAUGCUAGCCAUGUGAUGGCAGAGCCUAUGACUCAUAGACUGAUGAAGUCAGUCGUGGUGGAAGAACUUCAGCAAGUAGGCCUGCUUCCCACCCCUAACACACUGAUGUCUCUGGAGCACCUCAGUCAGGCCCUGAGGCGAGCCUCUGGCAUUUUGCUCCUGGGCCCUGCAGGCAGUGGCAAGAGUACUUGCUGGAAGAGCUUAUUUAAGAUUCAGAAUCGACUGGCAGCCAUGGAACAAACCUCAAACCAGGGCUUCCAAUUUGUGGAAAUUGUCCACCUAUAUCCUAGUGUUCUCAGCUCUCAAGAAUUCCUAGGGUGGUCAGAAGGUCCCUCCUGGCACUAUGGCAUCCUUCCCAAGCUCCUUCAUGCUGCCCCUCACGGUAAGAGUGUGGUCUCAGAAGGGCAGUCAGAAGAAUUCACCGGGAUCCAACAAUGGAUCGUAUGCGAUGGUGCCCCUAGCCCUGCGUGGUUAGACUCUAUCACUUUCUUCCUGAGUGACCCUCCCCAGCUGAGUCUCCCAAAUGGUCAACAGAUAGCACGACCCCUGAAUACCUUUCUCUUGAUGGAGGUGGCAGAGGCGGCAGGCAUCUCUCCUACGGUGGUAGGCCGGUGUGCUCUAGUCUGGUGUUGUGGGGAACAGACUUGGCAGUGCAUUCUUAAUGUUUUGAUGGCAUCUCUGCCCAAUGAAUACCACCUUCAGCAAGAGACGGCCAUUGAGCUCAACCAUUUAGCUGAAGUGCUGGUGCCAGCAGUGUUGCGAUUCCUGACCCGUGUAGGUGCCAGCUCUGUACUACAGGUGCAUGGGCAUCAGGCUGCUUGCCCAGGUGUGGCAGAAGUCACCAGCCUGGCCCGCAUCUUGCGUGCUCUACUCGACCCCCAUCUACGCUUAUAUGAGGAGGAGAAGCCACACACUCAAGAGGACUUUGGUGGCAGCGAACUUGAGACCCAGAACUUCAAAUCUUCAAAAAGCAGGGCCCAGUCUGUCAGUGACGAUGUGAAUAAGAAGCAGAGGAGACAUUUGCUGGCUAUCAGCAGCUUUCUCUUUGCCACAAUCUGGGGCUUUGGAGCCCACCUUCCCUCCAGGCACUGGCUUCUCUUUGAUAACUUCAUGAGGAAUUCUAUUAGUUCCCUGCCCAACUACCCUGAGCUACCUCCUUCAGCCUUGGUGUUUGAUCUACAUGUGAACCUUGAAGAUGGAACACUGGUCCCCUUCUCUGGCCAGUACCUUAGCAGCCAUGUCAAAGGAAGUCUGGGAACUUUCCAGCCCUCUUCCCAGACAGAACGGCUUUUGUAUGUGGUGGACCUGCUUCUAGCAAAUGGACAUCCAGUGCUGCUUGCUGGAGAGAUCGCAGCAGGGAAGACAGCUUUUGUGGAGGCGCUGGUGGAGCCAAACCACCCUUCCAUCCACAGCCCCAUUCACUCUGCAUUAAGCUCUACCCACCUUCGUCACUUGCUGAGCAGAGGGGUCCAUGGCCAAACACAAGCCAGCUCAUAUCCUGGGUAUCACCAGGACUCCAAAAGCUCUCUCCUUUUCCUGAUGGAAGAUCUGCACCUGGCUGCUUCUGACCCAGAGAAGAGCUGCCAGCCAGUGCUGGAGACUCUGCGCCAAGCAAUGGAAGGUACCAUCUAUGCCCACAAUACUUUGGAAUUACAGACUCUGCAGCCUACAGUCAACUUCCUUGCCACUGCUACAGUGCCAGGCUACUCUGAGCGCCCACUCUGUCCACGUCUCUUCCGACUCUUCACAGUGCUGGCCCUGGACAGCAUCACCAAGGACACCCUUUUGAGCAGGCAUGUACCUAGUAUCCAAGCCUGGCUUGAGCGCUUCCCCACUUUGGAGCAGGAACACACUCUGGCAAGAGCCCUCGUCAGGGCUUCAGUGGAGGCCUGGGAAGCUGUGUGUAACUGCUUCAUGCCUUCACCUCUCCAUCCACACUACCGCUUUUCCCCACAUUCUGUAAGCCACAUUCUAGGAAGCCUGCAGCUGCUGCCUACCAGAAUGGGCUCGCGAGGUUUUAUAGAUUAUUUCCGUCACCAGGAGCACCUGCGCCGGGUGUCCGGCUUGCGUGGAAGUCGCCUGACUGUCAUGAUGUCUAUACGCGUCAUGGUGCGCCUUUGGUUGCAUGAGGCACAAAGAACAUUUUGUGACCGGCUGGACAGUGAUAGGGAAUGUUCCCAUUGUGCUAAGCUGCUUCUAGAAGUAGCGCAGAAUGUCUUCUGUUCUGGACGAGAGUCUCAGCCCAUAGUCAAGGACUAUGAGGAGGAGGUGGAGGACGAGAAAGUGCCCGAAGUAGAAUCUGAAGGGGAAAUAGCCCAGUGGGAGGACUUAAGCAACAGUGACAGCAGAUCAGAGGAUGAAGAGGAUCCCUAUGGCCUUCAAGCUACCACAGGCUCCUUACUCAGUGAGAGCAGCCUAGCACCAUUCCCCGUAAAACUGGUAAACAAGGAAAACACAGAAAGUGUAACUCAGGUGGCCGAGCAGGAGGAAGAAUUAAGGGAUUCCAGUGGUAAGCUCCAGUCAGAGACACCCAAGAGUGAGUGGCAGACGGCACCCCAGAGGGACUUCAUGUUACCCUUGUUGCUUCCGGUCCUAUUGCUCUAUCCCCAGGAGAAGCCGUCAGACCUAGUGUUCAGUCUGGAGCUUACAAUUGGAUCUAACUUUGAGAGUCCCAACUUGUACUUGGAACGGCAGUGGGAAAACCUAGGAAAGCAGCUGGCUGCCUCAGCUGUUCGGCUGAAGUUGAAUCCCCACCUUGCCCAAUGCCACAUGAUAGUCCAGCAUGUGACCCGCCUGGUCCGAGUUCUGGCUAGGCCCCGGCAGCAUGGCCUACUGCUCUCAGAAUCUCGGGGGAUUGGGCGCAAUACAGCCAUCAUCCUGGCUUGUAGAAUUUUUCAGGCUCGCCUCUUUCGUUUGCCACCUAAGUCAGAGGAAGCUAUUUUCCAGUGUCUUCGAGAUGCCAGCUGGCAUGCUGGUGUGUUAAACCAGCCAGUGGCUCUUCUGGUGUCUGAGGGUGUGAAUGUUGCUAUGUUUCACCGACUGCUGGCCCUGGCGACCUCAGGCAGCUUCCCUGACCAGUACACAGAAGCAGAGCUGGAUCACCUUGAAGAGCAUCUCCCUAAGGACAACCUUGUGGGCAGAUACUUCAAUAAGAGGGAUGCAAUGUUGCACAGGUUCUGCCAGCAAGUGUGUAGCAACCUUCACAUGUUCUUCUUGAUGGGAGAUGGCCAAGCCCAAAAACAGCUGCCCUCUACCCUUCUCCUGAGGCUCCUACAAUUGACCACUGCCAGUGUUGACCGCUAUGAACCCUGGGACCAAGCUUCUCUGGUCAGGAUUGCCCAGCACUACCUGGAGGAUGUUGAGAGUCUCCCUCAUGAUGAUGGCUCCUUGAAGUGUCCAGAUUUCAAGGCCUCAAUUCCCAACAUAGCCAAAACCAUGGCUCUCAUCCAUCUUUCAUCUGCCUGUUACCAUCAGCAUGUGUGCCCUGCGUUGCCACUUGUCACCCCCAAGAUCUUUCUGGAAUUGUUGGAUACGUUUCUGCUGCUGAAGCAGCAGAUGAUUCUGCAGAUGAGGAUGAGGGCCCAGCGCUUCCACUCUGCCCUGAAGAGACUGAGGAUGCUGGUUGAGAGGCACAGCACCCAGAGUAACCUGCUCACUGACUUGGAAAAGCAGCUAAAAGGCUCCCAUAAAAAUGUUGGCAUGUAUCAAAGCCAGCUGGAAGAAAGCAAGUUACUAUACAAGCAGAAGAUGGCAGAAUGCAAACAGCAGGAGAGCCUCAUUGAGAAUCUGGUCAGACAGAGAGAUGCCCUACAGGCUCAACAGGAGACUUUCCUGGGGCAGAUGGGCAAGGCAUUUCUAGGUCCAUUGAGGCAGCUGCAGGUGGCUGACUUUGAGGAGAUAAGGAGCUACCGAGCCCCACCAGAAUCUGUAGUCCAGGUGACGGAUGCGUUGUGUGACCUGUUCCACCAUGAUACGGGCUGGGCCAGUGCCAAGCAGCUGUUAUGUACUGAAGAUUUUUAUCAGGAGCUGGUAUUCUUCCCCAAGGAGAAGCUGACGGACGCAGAGCUGAUAAAGUUAAACCAAGCUCUGAAGGCUCCAGGUAUGAGCGAUGCAGCCUUGAGGUCAGUAAGCAUCCCUGCAGCAAACCUGGCAGUCUGGCUCUGGGCUGUUCUGCGCUACGGGCUAGCACAACGCCGGGGAUUGCCCACUGGCCUGCUGCUGCGGCAGGUGGAUGCAACUCUGGCUCGGGAGCAGGCCCGCCUGGGCCAGUUCCAGUUUCAGGCCAACGAUUUGCUAGAGCAAACUUUGUCUCUGACUAAGAAGCUAGAAGAAGCCCAAGUCUCUUAUGGCCUCGUCAUGGAGACCCUCAAUCAGGCACAAUGUGGACACUAUCACAAAUGGACCAUGAAGUCUGCACUGCUCACACCCAUACACAUGUGGACCAAUCAGCUGCAGAAGUUGAAGACUCACUGCAGUACUGUAUUUGGAGAUGCCCUCUUGUGCUCAGCUGCCAUUGUCUAUCUGGGUCCCUUCCCACCACAGCGGCGCCAAGAACUGCUGGAAAAGUGGCUGUCUCUGUGUCAGGGCUUUGAGGAAGCCCUAUACCCAGACGAUGUGGCACAAGCACUGAGGCAGAAAUCUGUUGGGGUACCACCAAAGAGCCCUCUGCUGCCCACAUCCACUCCCUUUAGGAUUAGGACCUUGCUGAGCUGUAGAUUAGAACAGCAACAGUGGGAUCGAGACCUGAAGCCCCAAGCGAGGUCUGCCCGCUUCAUAGGCCUGCUGCUGCGAAGCCACAUCAACUACAACAGUUGUCGUUGGCCUCUGCUACUUGACCCCAACAACCAAGCCCUCAUCUGGUUGAGCCCACUACCUCCAAAACAGAACAAGUUGUUGGCACCACCUUCCAAAUUGAGAAGAGCAAAGUACCAUGUGACAAACCAAGACAGUGAUGAUGAAACAGAAGACGAACUGGAAGAUGAUAAUGAAGAUGGAGAUGAGGCCAGUGACCAAACCAAAGAGCAGAAGACAGAGGAAAACAAGGGUGAGGAGGAGAAGCAGAAGGAGCAAGAGGGGGAAGAAACAGAGAACAAGAGCGAGAAAGGGAACUCCAGCUCAAGCCAAGACUCUGGGACCCGGUCUCCGCCCCGCUGCCUCACUGUGCUCUCAGGCGGAGACCCAGAGUUGGGUCCUCAACUCCUGGAGGCAGCUGCCAACGGCCUGCCUGUGCUCUUGACCAAUAUGGAGCUGAGCCUAGGGUGCCAAGAACUCCAAUGGCUGCUGUCAAGGGAAAAUCUGAGUCCACCCCGUGUGCAGCCUGGCUUUUGUCUCUAUCUGAGUACUACCUUUCCCAUCCAUGCUUUGGAACAAGUACUAGGUUGUGAAUUGCUGAAAGCAUUGAAUGUCCUGGAUCUGGGUCUGAACAUGGAAAUACUAGAAGAACAGAUGCUGCAUGAAAUCCUGUGCAGAGAGCGCCCCGAGUUUGAGAUGCGCUGGCAGGACCUCAAAAACAGAGCAGUGGAUACCUAUGAAGCGGUGAAGGCUGCUGAGGAACAGCUGCUGAUGGUACUGCUAUGCCAGAACACAAAGCAUCACAAGCCAUCCAAGUUUCUGAGGGAAAUGGUGAGGAUUCAGGCAAAGCUGUGUCAGCUGAAUGCACAGAUGGAGGAGCUGGAAGAGCAGAAGCUGGAGGAGAUGAUUUUGUGGGCACCCUACCGGAAGGUAGCUUGUCAGGGAAUGGCUGUGGUAGAGGCUCUAAGCCCACUCCAGAACCUACUGCCGUUUUUCUGUAUGAAUUCAGAGAGUUGGUUGGCAGCUACAAGGCGAGCGCUGGACAACAUGAAGCCACAUGAUAGUUAUCACGGAGAGCACUUGGCUAGCCAUCUGUUGAAGCUGAAAGUAUACCUCACCCGCCAGCUUCUGAGCAGCACUGUGGCUGCCCUAGGCUUGGCCCAAGUGCCCUUGGUGAGUGCCUUGGGUGCUUUGGCCCUGCUGCAAGUGACAAAGAAGACACCAAAGCUAGAGAGGUUGGCACUGUGGCCUGGACUAUCAGCCUCUCCCAGCACAAGCUACAACACACAGGUCCCUGGUGUGGUUAGGCCAGCCUGGCUAGGCUUAAGAGCCUGGCAAGAAUGUGGAGCAUUGGAGCAGCUGUCCCCAUUUGCUGGGCUUCGUGCAUCCCUGGCAGGCCACUCCAGUGUGUGGCAGGAUUACCUAUCACUGUCAUCCACUGUGCUGGGUCCUGCACCUGGUCCUAAUUCUGAGCCACUUAGCCUCUUCCAGAAGCUGAUCCUGUGGCGUGUACUGAGACCAGAUUGCUUGGCUGGUGCCCUAGCACACCUCACUGCCAGCCUACUAGGUCGACCCCUAGAUGAAGACUUGGUUGCCCCCACCUUGAUCUUUGAACAUAGUCAGGCCACUCAGCCCAUAAUGAUCUUGCUGCCACCACCUGGCCUCUCUACAGCCAUCACGCAUCCUGUGACUGCCAUCCGGAAACUGGCUGCCAACCAUGAAAAGAAGCAUCUGCACGUGAUAGCACUGGGCUCUAAAGAUUGGGAUCCUGUGUCAGCUAUAGUCAAGACUCUACACAAGGCAAUGCUCCAGGGGCACUGGCUGGUGCUGGAUAACUGUCAUUUGAUGCCCUAUUGGCCAAAAGAGCUGUUACAGCCAUUGCUGGGACUGGUGGAUAGAGCCAAGGUGAUCUCAGACCUGGAACUGUUAGACAUAAUGGAAAGUGAACUGUCAGCCAAACCAGAAAGCUCCUCGGAACUGUUAGCCAAACUGCAAAGCCAUUCGGAAUUGUUAACCAAACCGGAAAACAGUGAUGUGGUCACUGUCCACAGUGAUUUCCGUCUUUGGCUGAUUGUGUCCAGUGAGGCCAGUGCUUCCUUUCCAGCGAUGCUGACCCAGCACUCCAAACUUGUUUCCUGGGGCCAGUCCUUAGAACUGGGCCGUAUCUUGAUCGACAGCAUGGACUCCCAGCAAAGAGUCUGCACACAACCCCUCACCGAGACGCUGCCCUUGUUCUUCCUGCAUGGUCUCCUACUACACCGGCAGCUCUAUGGGUUAAAGCUGCAAGCACACAGGGGGCACUGGAGUCAAGUGACCUUGACCAAAGUUCUUCAGACUCAAGAGAAGCUGUGGGCCAGUCUCAGCAACCCAAAUGCUGCCUUGCUGGAGCUGGCCGCUUCAGUGUUCUACGGAGGUUCCUUGUGGGACCCAAAGGACAGAGAGGCCCUGGCUAGCCUGACACAAGCCUGCCUGAAUCCCAGGAGCAUGAACUCGGUCCAGCCAAACACACCUCAGUAUCUACUGGCCACUCUGAUGCCCAGCCCAGAGCUAGGGGAGCUGGAUGCCAUGACAGAGUGCAAGGCCCGGAUGCACCUGCUACCCACAUCAGCAGAACCUCGCAUCUGCGGACUAAAUGAAGGGCCCAAGGCCUGGCUGUUGAGACGACAAAGCCGUGUUCUCCUGAAUGUGCUGCAGCAGUGCUCACUAGCGUGGGUUCCUUCACUUCACGUAGGAAUCGCCCAGCGCAAAGAAAGGCGACUUCGGCAACGCCUGGUGCAAGCCAAGAAGAGGCUGGUGGCACUUCAGGCUUUGCUAACCAACCGUUCUUGCUCAGGCCAGUGUGGCACCCCCUGGGCGGUGCUGGGGCCCAACGCCCGGCCACCUGUGGAGGGCUUCUUAGAGACAGAGGUGCUGGAACUGAGGCAGCUGGUGGGCAUACUGCAGCGCGACCUUGACUGCCUACUGCAGCAGCUGAGGGGAGAGACCCCGUGCGCUUCCAGCCGCUGUGUGGCCGUGGCCCAAGCUCUUUGGGCUGGUCGCCUACCUCGACCUUGGAGAUCUCAUGCGCCUGCUGGUCCACAGCUGCCCUGGCAGUGGCUGAGACAACUGUCCCGCCGUGGGCACCUGUUGAUUCGCUACCUGGACAGUGGCACGAGUGAAAAUGCCAGUGAACCAGAGCGCAUCUUUCACCUGUCAGCUUUCCGCCAUCCCCGGCGCCUGUUUCUAGCACUGCGUUGGGAAGCUGUCCUGGAGCACUUGGGAUCCAACCUUCCUGGUAACCCAGGCCCUGGCUCCGGCAGUUUCCAAGCUAAACGUCGUGAGCUCCACAAGCGCCCUCUGCAUAUCUGGGUGGAGAACAGCCCCAAUCCUAAGGUUCCAGAAAUGGGAUUGCUGCUGAUCGGGUUACAACUCCAGCACGCUGAGUGGGACCAGACAGACGGGGCCUUGCAGGACACCUUUUCCAGCCAACCCAGCCCUCUGCCUCCUGUCAGCGUCAGCACACAAGCCCAGGGUGCCAGGGAGAAACCAGUCCCAGCUGUCCUGGGCAUGUACUCCUGUCCUGUAUACAUGACUGGGCCCCUUGGCACCACCAAGCUGCACAGCAAGAACAUCCUGAUGCACCUGCCACUACCCACAAAGCUCAGCCCUGACAUCUGUAUCCAACGGAGAGUCCAUGUGUGCAGCCCAACCUUAACCUGAGCCCCCACCUAAAUAAAACUGUGGUGAUGUCAGGGAUGCCGUCUGGGAUUUGGAAGACAAUUGGAGUAUGUGCAAAAUAAAUGUGGUAC